UUCCCCAGGCUCAGUUACCAAGGAGACGAGAGCUGUGUUGCUAGCCUCUGCUAGCCGUUGACCUAGCGUCUGAGCUCGGGGAAAGGCUAGCGUUAGAAGAGUCCCUCGGCGGCGUAUGUUCUUAUUCUAACGGGACAUUGGAAUCAUGGCGGAGCUCCACAUUAUAGGACAUAUUGUCGGGGCCACCGGUUUCCCGCAUAGCAGUCUAUUUUGCAAAUGGGGUGUUCACACGGGAGGAGCAUGGCGUCUUCUAGCCGGGCUGAAGGAGGGUCAGACCCAAGUGGAUAUCCCCCAAACCGGCGACAUGGCGUACUGGAGUCACCCGAUAGAUCUGCACUACGCGACCAAGGGACUCCACGGCUGGCCGAAGCUUCACCUCCAGGUGUGGCACCAGGACUAUUUCGGGCGCUGCCAGUUGUACGGCUACGGGUACUGCCACGUCCCGUCGAGCCCGGGACAUCACCGGAUCGACUGCGUGACCUGGAGGCCGCUCGGCUCCUGGCAAGAACAGUUGGCGCAAAUGUUCGUCGGCGGAGGACCGCAGCUGCGCAGCCCGGACCUCAUAUACAGCGGGGCGGACAGAUACAGACUGCACACCGAGGCCAUGGGAUCCGUGGCGCUGGAGCUGGGCAUCAUCAUGAGACACUUCGACAAAUAUGGCGUCGAGAGUUGAAUGACUUUUGGGAGACUUGCGAUGGGCUUUGUAUCGUGACGGUGGAGGUUUUAUAUUUUAUAAGGGGGGUUGUUUUCUACAUUCGAUAUGUAAAUAAAUAAACUAUUGUCUUAACGAAGUUGGUUCCUUGAUUAUGCACUUUCUCCUUAUGUUGUCUAGGAUUGGUAUUGAUUUUUAAUAAAUGGAUGGAGCAACCCGAUAAUUCUC
This is a messenger RNA of Gasterosteus aculeatus aculeatus (three-spined stickleback), 880 nucleotides long. It is a transcript of the gene b9d2, whose product is annotated as B9 domain containing 2. The record is from RefSeq and is a predicted model, not a curated record. Gene Ontology annotation, biological process: cilium assembly. NCBI's taxonomy places the organism in Eukaryota, Metazoa, Chordata, Actinopteri, Perciformes, Gasterosteidae. Gene Ontology annotation, cellular component: MKS complex.